Molecule: messenger RNA, 5088 nt
Organism: Salarias fasciatus (jewelled blenny)
Lineage: Eukaryota; Metazoa; Chordata; Actinopteri; Blenniiformes; Blenniidae
Gene: ercc6
Product: excision repair cross-complementation group 6
Exons: 22
Coding region: 88-4440 (1450 amino acids)
Biological process (GO): transcription-coupled nucleotide-excision repair
Cellular component (GO): nucleus
Molecular function (GO): ATP binding; ATP-dependent activity, acting on DNA
Source: RefSeq, a predicted model, not a curated record
AGGAGGUGGAGGAGGCUUUGGCAGCUGUAUGAUAUAAUACACCAGGCUGGUCAUGUUGUGUAAUUUCACAAUAUCUGCACCAUCAACAUGCCUGUAGAAGGCAGAGAGGACCAAGAGCGUCCUCCUCUCUCCAGCCCGGCCAGCGCCGCCCUCACCCCGGGAGGGAUGGAGGAGGACGGGACCACAGGGGGCUCAGCAGUCGGUGCUUUCCCGGACAGCAGUCAGGGGUCUGAGGCUGCUGCAGCCUACCCUGCCAACACUGGACCUGAGGAGAGCGGCAUAGCUGGUAAAAGGCCUGGAGCCUUGCUGCAUAUCGACCGACUCCGCAUCCAAGCAGCAUCUGCCAGUUCUGGAGCUGAUGAACUGCAGGGCCUCGGUGUGGCUGUGUAUGAUCAGGAUGUCCUCGAACAAGGUGUCCUGCAGCAGGUGGAUGAGGCCAUCCAGGAGGCCAGUCAGGCUGCUGCCAAAGCUGAGGCUGAGAAGGAGUACCAGUCUGUCCUGGAUGAUGUUAGGUCAGUUACAGCAUCGCUCAAACAUAUCAACAAGAUAAUCGAGCAGCUAACUCCCUACGCAGCUUCCAGCAAAGACAUCAGUAGGAAGAUCGAAUCUGUCAAACGGCAGAAAGAAAACAAGGAGAAACAGCUAAAAAAAGUCAGAGCCAAGCAGAAACGACUUCAAGCCAUCCUGGGAGGAGAGGAUGUUCAGAGGGUGGAAGCUGAGCUCAUGGCUGAAGAUGAUGAAGAAGAAGCUGGUCCUUCCACUCUGGGCAGCAUGCUCAUGCCAGUGCAGGAGACAGAAUGGGAGGAACUUAUCCGUAAAGGUCACAUGACUCCAUUUGGUACUCGAAUCCAGCAAAAAGAGGAGAAGAAGGGGCCUCGGAAAUUGAUGCUUGCGGAGAACUCUGCCUUUGACGAGUAUCUGGCCGACCAGGCCAAGCUGGCGACUGAGAGGAAGCGAGUCCCUCUCCUGAAGAAGAAGAGAAUCUCUGGGCAGAGCCCCGACGCGAAGGCCAGAGGGACAUCUAAAGGAAGGGUUUCCUCCUCCAAGGAUAAGAAACUGAAGAAGCGCAUGCGGAAACUGCAGAUUACUGCUCUGAAGGCUCAUCCUAAAGCUCGACCCAAGUCUGAGCCUCAGCAGUCCAAGUUGAGGAGGAAAAGACAAGUUGACGGAGAGGACACCGACAGCGACGGGUCAGAGUUCGUGCCCAGUGACGAAUUGAUCGAUUAUGAGCAGGAAGAGAGAGAAGCCAUGGAGGAGGGGUUUGGGGAGGAUGGCGAUGAGGAAGAGUAUGAAUUGAAACCAUUCAAGAGAAAAACCGAGGGGCGAGGGAGGAAGAAAGUAAAGCAUAAAGACAGCGAGGAAGAAUACUGCCCCGAAAGUUCAGACGAGGAGGAUGACGACAAGGGCAAAGGCAAAAAGUGCAAAGACGAUGGAGAUGUGGAGUACUACAGGCAGCGGAUAAGGAGAUGGAAGCGGCAGCGUCUCCGAGAAAGGGAGGAGAGGAGGGAAAGAGGCGAGGAGCUGACAGACGACAGCGAUGCUGAAUUUGACGAAGGCUUCAAGGUUCCUGGUUUUCUCUGGAAAAAACUUUACAAGUACCAGCAGACAGGUGUGCGGUGGAUGUGGGAACUCCACUGUCAGCAGGCGGGAGGCAUCCUGGGAGACGAGAUGGGACUGGGUAAAACCAUCCAGGUCAUCAGCUUUCUCGCCGGACUGAGCUACAGCAAGCUGAGAACGAGAGGGUCCAACUACAGGUACGCCGGCCUGGGCCCGACGGUCAUCGUGUGCCCGGCUACAGUCAUGCACCAGUGGGUGAAGGAGUUCCACACCUGGUGGCCUCCGUUCAGAGUGGCAGUGCUGCACGAAACCGGCUCCUUCACCAGCAACAAGGAAAAAUUGGUGCCAGAAAUAGCCUCGUGCCAUGGCAUCCUGAUCACCUCGUAUUCAGCCGUUAGGAAUAUGCAAGACAUCCUGCAGCGCUACGACUGGCACUACAUCAUACUGGAUGAAGGCCAUAAGAUCAGAAACCCAAACGCUGGAGUUACGACUGCCUGCAAGCAGUUUCGCACUCCUCACAGGUUCAUCCUGUCAGGUUCACCGAUGCAGAAUAAUUUGAAGGAGCUCUGGUCUCUGUUUGACUUCGUCUUCCCUGGCAAACUGGGGACCCUGCCUGUCUUCAUGGAGCAGUUCUCUGUGCCCAUUACCAUGGGAGGAUACAGCAAUGCCUCGCCCGUACAGGUGCAGACGGCGUUUAAGUGUGCGUGUGUGCUGAGGGACACAAUAAAUCCUUACCUGCUCAGAAGAAUGAAGGCAGACGUCAAGGCCAACCUCUGCUUACCUGACAAAAACGAGCAGGUUCUCUUUUGCAGAUUAACAGAAGACCAGCGUCAGGUGUACCAGAGCUUCUUAGAUUCCAAAGAGGUCUACCAGAUUUUAAAUGGAGACAUGCAGGUUUUCUCCGGUCUGAUAGCACUGCGGAAGAUCUGCAACCACCCAGACCUUUUCUCCGGCGGGCCCCGGAUGCUGAGGGGGAUCCCAGAGGACCAGCUCACCGAGGAGGAACACUUUGGCUUCUGGAAACGCUCGGGCAAACUGAUCGUGGUGGAGUCGCUGCUGCGCCUCUGGUUCAAACAGGGACACAGGGUCCUGCUCUUCACUCAGUCCAGACAGAUGCUGGACAUCUUGGAGGUGUUUGUAACGGAGAAUAACUACUCCUACCUGAAGAUGGACGGCACGACCACGAUAGGUUCCCGACAGCCGCUCAUCGCUCGCUACAACGAGGACAAAUCCAUUUUUAUUUUCUUGUUGACCACUAAAGUCGGAGGACUGGGAGUCAAUCUGACUGGAGCCAACCGAGUCAUCAUUUAUGACCCUGACUGGAACCCCAGCACCGACACACAGGCGCGAGAGCGAGCGUGGAGGAUCGGGCAGAAACAGCAAGUGACCAUUUAUCGACUGCUGACUGCAGGGACCAUUGAAGAGAAAAUCUACCACAGGCAGAUCUUCAAGCAGUUCCUUACCAAUCGCGUUCUAAAGGAUCCAAAGCAACGACGGUUCUUCAAGUCCAAUGACAUUUAUGAGCUUUUCACUCUGUCUGAUCCCGACGGAGCUCAGGGAACAGAGACCAGCGCCAUAUUUGCAGGAACGGGCUCUGAUGUAAAAGCACCCAAGAAACCAAACAGACCGAGACCAUCGCCGGCAGCAAACCACGGCAGUCAAGAACUUAAACACUCCUUAGCAAACCGGAAUGAAACGCUCGCAGUCGGAGGACCUUCCUCGACAGAUAUUCCAGGCCUGGAAGCUUCUCAGGGCAAAGCAGUGAACAGGCCCAGCGCUAACCAAAACGGCAUUGAUACAGUCGCAAACAAUUCAGCCAACACACAGCGCGCGGGACAGAAUAACAACAGAGACUGGGACGCAGCCAAGCCGGCAAUCGAUGAUUCAAACUCACCCGGCUAUCACCGGCACAGAGAGGCGAGCUCUGCCCUGACUAGUCCACAGAAACACAGAGAGAAGAGGAAGCACUGUGACUCCGCCGCCGCGGAUAAACACAAGCGCAAAAAGCGCAAACACUCCCGGGACGCUCGGUUCGAAGGCCAGCGCAUCUCUCAUUUGGUGAAGAAAAGGACCUUUAAGAAGGGAGACGACGAAGACAACGGAACCGGCAUCCAGAAGAAAUCUGAUGAUUACGUUUUGGCAAAACUCUUCAAGAAAUCUGGUAUCCACAGUGUGAUGCAGCAUGACACCAUUAUGGAGUCGUCCAACCCCGAUUACGUUCUAGUGGAGGCGGAGGCCAACAGGGUGGCCAAAGACGCCCUCAAAGCUCUGAAGGUGUCUCGGCAGCAGUGCAGGCUGCCCUACAAUAGAGCUCCGCCUCCGCCAGCACGAAAACGUUUUGGGCAAAAGAAGAAUUCACUUUUAGAAGCGCCUUCUGUUGAAAGUUCCCCCAUAUCCAACAAAUGCAAGGAUGCUGCUAUUGUAAAGAAAUCCUUGUCAAAGAAACCUGGUUCAGGAGCACAUUUCAGUGGGGAGGUGGAAGAAAGUGACUCAAACUCCGCCCCGCUGUCAUCGUCCUCGCUGCUGGCCAAGAUGAAAGCUCGUAAUCACCUCAACAUCCCCUCAAGGCGCCGGGAAGAACCGGAGGAGGAGGAGGAGGAGGAGGAGGAGGAGGAGGAUAAUGGCUCCACAGCUUCAGGAAGGAGCCUCCCCAACGCUCCGCCCACCGAGCACGACGAGCUUUUAGUCGAUCUGCGCAACUUCGUCGCCUUCCAGGCGAACGUGGACGGGCAGGCCACCACUCAGGAGGUGCUGGAGUACUUCAAGCCCAGGCUCACCCAGCAGCAGGCGCCCGUCUUCAGAGAGCUGCUCAGGAGCAUCUGUGAGUUCCACCGGACCAACGGCCAGGAGGGCAUCUGGAGACUGAAGCAGAGCUUUCGCUGACCGAAGCGCCGCCUCACAAUGUCUGAUCUGCAAUAUCUUUUUCAUCUCUCAGACUUUACCUCUCGUUUUCUUCUGUCAACCUGAUCCGUUUAACCAAUAGAAGUAGAAUCAAAAUCAUUCGUUAACGGUUGUUUAUGAAGGGGCCAUAUAAACCAUUAUGUGGUCAAAUUUAAUGAUUAUGACUUGUCUGUCUUGGUAGUGAAUUCCAGCUCACUGUCUGAUUUCUUUCAGCUGCAUUGUGACUGUCUGAUAUUUAUGCUUCUUUGUUCUGAUCUUUUGUUUCUGCUCACUGCUCUCUGUACCUGGUUAAACUUGAAUUCUGUCUAUUUACACGAAUAUUGGAUCUACCUGACCUCCAGUAACAAGAUACGUUCUCGGUGUGUUGUCACAGCUUCUCUUGUCUCAUAUUUUGUACAAUGUUUCUAUAAAUGUUGAAGCAGCAGACAUGUACACUGUAAAUAAGAAGUUACCACUUUUUGGUGGUUUUUGUAAUAACUGACUUGCCUGUGAGUUGUACUGAGGGUGGAAAUAAAGUGAAAUACACUCACUCACUGCUUUCAUUGUCAAAAAAAUAAUAAAAAGGAAAAACUGUGAACCUAAAAAUUUUAUAUGAAUAUAUUAAAAUAAUGCAUUGAUUACUGCUUUAUU